Molecule: messenger RNA, 1371 nt
Organism: Dermacentor andersoni
Lineage: Eukaryota; Metazoa; Arthropoda; Arachnida; Ixodida; Ixodidae
Product: signal-induced proliferation-associated protein 1-like
Biological process (GO): regulation of small GTPase mediated signal transduction
Cellular component (GO): cytoplasm
Molecular function (GO): GTPase activator activity
Source: RefSeq, a predicted model, not a curated record
GAAAUCAUGCAAGGUUGGGGUCAUGUACUGUCGGGCAGGACAGGCUACCGAGGAAGAAAUGUACAACAAUGAAACGGCAGGUCCGGCUUUCGAGGAGUUCCUUGAGGUGCUCGGCCUCAACGUUCGGCUCAAGGGCUUUCGGAACUAUCGGGCAGGCCUCAACAACAAGUCGGACACCACCGGCUUCUAUUCAGUGUACUCAACCUAUGAGGACUGUGAGAUUAUGUUCCAUGUCUCUACCAUGCUUCCAUACACACCCAGCAACAAGCAGCAGAUCUGCAAGGUGGCCGUGACAACGCUUAGCUACGACCAGAUGGGGGACCUGCUCAAGACAUCUGUGAUGGUCAGUGACACAGUCGUGCCUCUGCACAAGGAUGGCAGCCCUUGAAGGUGUUGCACAUAUGGCUUGCUGGUUGCUUGCCUAGCCGCUGUUGAGUUAUCUGGCAACUACUUGAUCAAAUUAGUUGCUGGUGCAUUGGAUUCCAGUGUUGUGCUGUGGUGCUACAUGUUUAGGCACCGUGCAUUAUUAGAGUGUGACUGUGUACAAUAUCUGUCUAUAAGAACUCCUGACAGCUACAUUGAAACCAUCUUGUACGUUGCCAAAGUGCUGUGCAUUGUUUUAGUUGGCUAGAGCCCAAGCGUUUCAUUCCCUGUUGGCCUCCUUAGUAAACUUGCACUUGUAGCUGCUAAAAAUGCCAAGGGCGUUAAUCCACUUCCGAAAGAAGUGCUUCUUGUGCCGGCUUAAUUUUCCCACCAAGAUUUUCUUGUUUGAGAUGCAGGCGCCGCAGUAGCGUCACAUUUGCCUGAUCGUCACACAAGUCUUCAUUACUCAGGCCCACUGCUUUUACUGUAUCAGUUGGUGUCUUCCUGCAUGCACAAAACAGGAAAGCUUGUUGCCGGUGUUGGUUGCGCAUGUAGUUACGAAGGUUUCAAGAUGAACAGCAGCCUGUUUUGACAUGUGUAAUCGCUGUGCUGUUAGCAAAACGUAAGGAGUACUGCAUUUGCUAACAAUUGCUGUGUGUGCACGAACUCUUCUCAGUUGACCUCAAGAUGGAGGCAUUGCCUCUGCAGGUUUAAACAUUUCGUUGUGUUGCGUUUCAGAGCCUCAUUUAACUACAUUCCUUCAUAAAUCUACUUGUACAAUACCUCAGUCAUUUUUAUCUAUGAAUUUUAUGACCAUUUGUUUUUGCACAGCGCAAGCUAUGUGUGACAUUUGUAGGGUCGUCUACAUUUUUUGUGUUUUGGUGCUGUUUGCCCAUUAAGAAUGUCAGCUAAAAAUGCCUCCCAUAUUUCCCCAUUCCCUACAGUUCUUCAUUUUUUAUUUUGCAGAAAAGCAAUAAUAAAGUAGCCAAAGAUGCAUUCGAAGGAUCA